GUGGCGCCGGCUGCGAGCUCAAGUGGGAGGAGAGACCGCUGCCGUUCGCAUAAAAGGUCGGGAGCGGCAAAGCGGCUGGAGCUUGUCCUCAGCUCGGGGCUUUGUGGAGAAAGCGGGGCAUCGGCUGGUGAGGGGCGGCCGCGCCGGGGAGGGAGGACGCAGAGACGGUCUGCGGACGCCCCUUGAUGUAAGGAGGAAUGGCUGGAUAUACCAGCUCAGGUCCUUCGGCUGCUGCUGCGGGGCCCGUUGGUAAGGUCACCCUGGUCAAGACACACAGCCUGGACUACGUGAAGAAGAGGAAGAACGGCGAGAGACUGCUGCGGACCCUCAAGCACCUGAUCAGGAAGGAGCGGGUGGGGGCGGGCCAGAGACCGCCCUCGGUCAUCAGCCCCGGGCCUGUAACCCCUCCGGUCCCCGACCACUUGGCCUUUACCCUGGGCCGGCUGUGCAACCCACUGAGGCCGUUCGACCUCUUCCCGACGCCCGACUGCUGGGCCGGGCUCGGCUGUGCCAUGCUCCCGGCGCUGGAGAACGUGGAGACGGAGCUGAGAGAGGCUGAGGCCCCGGGCCUGGGUCUGGCCUGCAGCCCGGCCGAGGAGGACAUGAGCCUGGACCACCUGCUGGACGUCCUGACCCAGCUGCAGUACCACACCCACCAGGAGGAGGGCCAGAGUGUCUGCUGGCACUUCCUGGUGGGCGCAUGCCCCAAUGGAGACAGCUGCCCCCAGCACCACACUGCCCUGCCCUAUCACUGGCAGCUGAGGCAAGCAGCCAGCCAGAGGUGGGAGAGCGUGCAGGAGGACUCCCAGGAGAUGCUGGAGCGCUUGUACUGCGACCCGGAGCGGGAGAAGGUCACACUGAGCUACAGGGGCAGCAGUUUCCUGGCUGACUUUGGGCAGAUGGCCGUCCAGGGUGCCACCUUCGACAGGCUGAGGCGCCUAUGUACUUCAGAAACCGAUCUCUGUAACUCCUUCAAAACCAUUUGGAAACACUACUGGAGAGACACCUUCGAGUGGAAAGAGUACACAGAGUCGGUUAACCAGGACUUCAACGAGGCCCUGCAGCGAGGCCUGAGCAUUAGGCACGUGAUGGUCAGCAGGAACCAGCAGUACAAGGUGGACCUCAGUGCUGGGUUCCAGCAGAACAUCUCUACGGGCACCAAGCGACGCAUCCGCCGCCGGCCGCUCUUCCAGUCGAUCGUCACCCUCCUCCCGUACCUCAAGACCCUGUCGGGAGGCCCUGACCUAAGCCCCUCAGUACCCAGUGGGAACCCCUCAACUCCAUCACCCACCUCCAACAGUUGCCAGGACUACCCGGAGACCUGGAUCCCCAUGGACCUCAACGUGGACUUCAUCAAAGUGCCCAUGGCCCUAGAUGACAAAGCCUACGGCGUGGUGUACCGGCUUUUCCACAAGACCAUGUCCGAGACCAAGUUUGUCAUCCUCGGAAUACAGCGGGUACAGAACCAGUUCCUCUGGGACAAGUACAAAAGGAAGAAGCUCUACAUGAGCCGCAGGAUGACAGAGUGCGAGCGGCUACUGAACGAGAAGCACCUGUUCCACGGCACGUCGCCCCCCUCCAUCGACGGCAUCUGCAAGCACAACUUUGACCCCCGUGUCUCUGGCCGCCAUGCCACCGUCUACGGCCAGGGCAGCUACUUCGCCCGCAAGUCCAGCUACUCUCACAGGUCCUGGAGGGUUGUGGAGGUUGGGGCAUGUGAAGGGAAGGCAUGCUGUACUCUGAGCAGGUCGAGGGACAGCGGGCGAUUGGGAACUGGUACCGAUGAGGAGGUGAGGACUGAGGUGGGUCAGCAUGGUAGGUUUGAGGGGCUGAGUGGCCUGCUCCUGUUUUUAUGUGUACUUCACAUUUAGUUUGCUAACACCCCUUUGCAAAGGAGUUAGAAUUACAGUAUUGUACAGUAUGGAAACAGACCCUUCGGCCCAUCUGGUAAAUACUGACCAAGAUUCCCAAUCUGGCCAGUCCUAUUUGUCCACGUUUGACCCAUGUCCGCCUAAACCAGGGGUUCCCAAUCUUUUUUUAUGCCUUGGACACCAGGUUGGAAAUCCCUGCACUAAACCUUUUCUCUCCGUGUAUCCAUCCAAUUAACUUUGAAAUGUUGUUCAUGUACCUGGCUCAACCACUUCCUGUGGCAGCUCAUCCCAUUUACAGAUCACCCUAAUGCAGGAAUCCCUGAAGGUUAACUUGAAGCUUAAGUCGGCAGUCAGGAAGGCUAACGCAAUGUUAGCAUUCAUUUUGAGAGGACUAGCAGGGACAUAAUGCUGAAGGUGUGUAGGGCUCUGGUCAGACUUUCACCACCCUGUGAUGUUUGUAUUUGAGGGUCCCUCUGUUCCACAAUGCUCCCCAAGACCCUGCCACUCACUGUAGGAAGUCCUGCACUGACUGUCUUCCCCAAAUUCAGUAUCUCGCUCUUCCCCAAACUAAACUGCAUUUGCCAUCUCUCAGCCCACUGUCAACAUGUGUGUCGACUGCACGUGACUCCAUGGGGCAGUGGGGCAGUGGUCCGCAAGGCUUAAGGACAGUUCAGAGUGGUGCACAGGUGUUCCCCCCCCCCCUUUACAAAGGUAGAGCAUUCAAGACCUUUACAAAGGUGACUUGGAUAGGCUGGGUGAGUGAGCAGAUACUUGGCAGAUGACGUUUAAUGUGAAUAUGUGUGAGGUUAUCCACUUUGGGUGUAAGAACAGGAAGGCAGAUUAUUAUCUGAACGAUGUAGAGUUAGGUAAGGGAGAAAUACAAAGAGAUCUAGGAGUCCUUGUUCAUCAGUCACUGAAGGUGAAUGAGCAAGUGCAGCAGGCAGGGAAGAAGGCUAAUGGAAUGUUGGCCUUUGUUACAAAGGGAAUUGAGUACAAGAGCAAGGAAAUCCUUUUCCAUUUGUACAGGGUCCCGGUGAGACCACACCUGGAGUAUUGUGUACAGUUUUGGUCUCCAGGGUUAAGGAAGGACAUCCUGGCUGUAGAGGAAGUGCAGCGUAGAUUCACAAGGUUAAUUCCUGGGAUGUCUGGACUGUCUUACGCAGAGAGGUUAGAGAGACUGGGCUUGUACACGCUGGAAUUAAGGAGAUUGAGAGGGGAUCUGAUUGCAACAUUUAAGAUUAUUAAGGGAUUGGACAAGAUAGAGGCAGGAAAUAUGUUCCAGAUGCUGGGAGAGUCCAGUACCAGAGGGCAUGGUUUGAGAAUAAGGGGUUGGUCAUUUAGGACAGAGUUAAGGAAAAACUUCUUCUCCCAGAGAGUUGUGGGGGUGUGGAAUGCACUGCCUUGGAAGGCAGUGGAGGUCAAUUCUCUGGCUGCUUUCAAGAAGGAGCUAGAUAGGUAUCUUAUGGAUAGGGGAAUCAAGGGAUAUGGGGACAAGGCAGGAACUGGGUAUUGAUAGUAGAUGAUCAGCCAUGAUCUCAGAAUGGCGGUGCAGGCUCGAAGGGCCGAAUGGUCUACUUCUGCACCAAUUGCCUACUGUUCCUAUGAAACCUUUCUUAAGCUGAAACGGCAUAAAGCGAAGAACCAUUAAUUUAUGGGGAAAAUUUUCGUAAAAGCAGAAAUCCUCUUUGUAAUGCAAAAACAGGUUACUAAUGUAGGUCUUUUGUAAAAGCGAAGUGGUAUAAAGUGAACAUUCGUAAAGCGGGGGGCAGCCAUGCUGUAUUUGUCAAUGUGGAGCAGAGGGCAAAUCUGGCGGGAGCAAAGGAUGUUGGGAAUGACAAGGGUGUAGCGCCACAGGAGGGAUGUGGGACAGGCAGCAGAGAAGGAAUAACGGGGGUGGGGGGGGACGGAGUGCUGGCAUGGGUUCAGACACACCCAACACUGAGAAACAAGGCGAGGUCUUUUGAUUCCAAACUCUGGUGUCUCUGGUGCUUCCCACUCACUCCCUCCCUUCUCCCUUCCCCUUUCUCCCCAACAACGAUUCCCCUCUCCCUGCCCCCUUCCCACUCUCGGUCCACAAUAGGGACCCAUACCAGAGUCAGGUUUAUCAUCACUCACACAUGUCAUGGAAUUUGUUUUUUUUUGUGUGGCAGCAGCACAGUGGAAUACAUAAAAUUACUACAGUACUGUGCAACAGUUUUGGGUCCUAAGUGAUGUAUAGACCUAAGACACACUGUACUGUGUAGAGAGCACCUUUACCGGGCAGCACCAUCUUCUGCAUCCAACAACAUGCUGCAGACUCCAACCCCCUAAACGUCAGCCUCACGUAACCCUCUUGCCCCUUGCCCAGAUCCUGGUUUUGGAGGCGGGGACAUUCCCCACCCUCCAUCCCCUCUGUCUGUGGUGAAGAGGGGGAAGAGCCUGUGUGCAGACUGGGAAGCGGCCGUCUCUCAGUUCCUGUGACCGCUCGGUGGGCAGCUGGUGGUCAGCCAAGGACCCUGCUUCCAAGCUGUCUCCCUCUGCGGACUCGCAGAGAUGAAGUGUGGAUGCAGGUCGUUCGGUCCAUUGAGUCUGUGCUGUCCACCAACCAUUCACACAGAUCGCACCCACACACUCAGGGAGCAUUUACAGCAACAGAUUGACCCCCAAGUGCUGGGGGAGCCCUCACUCCAGAUUUCAUUAGGGACAGGAGAGGGCCAUUCAGCCUCUCAGUCCGAUCCCCACCAUCAAUGUCCACCCAUCCAGUGUCAACUGUUCUGGUCCCCAUCUUAGUAGGAUGACGGUGCAGGUGGGGAGAUCUGGCUGGUGUGGCCCCCCGUCUGUGGGACCACAGGAUUGCCAGCGGAGGAACUCAGCAUGUCGAGCAGCGGCUGUGGGGAUAAUUUCACCCCUACCCUGCAACAUCCUUGUAAAUUUUCUCUGUACUCUUCAAACUUACAACUUUCCUGGUCAAAACUGCCCACAGUACAGGUGCUGUUUAAAUGACCCCGUUGUAUCUCCCUUGACCACUUUCACUGGCAGCUCAUUCCAUAGACUCACCCCCCCCCCCCCCCACCGCUGGGGAAAGUUAACCCCUGGGUCUCUUUAAAUCUUACACCUGUUACCCUAAACCUAUGCCCCCCGAUUCUGGACUCAGUUACCCCGGGGAAAAGAUUGUGACUGUCUAUUUUAUCUAAUCCUCUUUUAAUCCAAGAUCCGGGACUGUUUAUCGAGAGCAGAGUGAUUGGUUCUGUUGUAUGAAUCAUCCCUCUGUGGUUGUAUUCUGGCCUGCUGGGUUACCCCACACUGGGGCCUGCUUCCAUCUCUCCCUUUUAAACUUACCCGCCUCACAGUGAAACUUCUAAUACAACAAAACUUCUUCAAGAAAAUGAGAAAACUAAAAGUUUGCCGGGCUAUUUCAGAUAGACAUCCGGUGGUUCAGAAGACCAAGCACCCAGGGUUAUCAGACUGUCACUGAAAAGUCUCUGUAAUCGUCCUCCUUAAUCAAACCCUUCCCGGCGUUCCUAUCCCCAGUCCCACCUUCUUCAUAGUGUAGUACUGGUUUAGUCUUGCCAUCUCCACUCACUACUAUUUAUUGUAGUACAUGAAGUUCUGAUGUGACACUAUUGGAUGCAUCUUCUAGGAAAUGCUUGUGAAAGACCAGUCACAUGAUAAAAUAAGACCAUAAGAUGUAGGAGCAGAAUUAGGCCAUUUGGCCCAUCAUGUCUGCUGUUCUAUUUACCUCUGAGCCUUAAUCUCUUGUAUUCCCUCCAUAUCCCUCAUGCCCUGACUAACCAAGAAUCGAUCAACCUCUGCCUUAAAUAUACGUAAAGACUUGGCCUCCACAUCCACCUGUGGCAACGAAUUCCACAGAUUCCCCACUCUCUGGCUAAAGAAAUCCCUCCUCAUCUCCGGCCUAAAUGGGUGUCCUUCUGUUCUGAGGCUGUGCCCUCUGCUCCAGCAUAGGAAACAUCCACUCCACACCCACCCAGUCGAGGCUUUUCGAUGAGAUCCUCCCCUCUUUCAUCUGAACUCCAGUGAGCAGAGGCCCAGAACCAGUAAAUGCUUCUCUUUCCUUCCUGGGAUUACUCUCAUGACCCUCUCCAUCCUUCCUGGAUAAGGGGCACAAGGUACUCGCAGUGCUCCACACGAGGCCCCGCCAGAGCCUGACGUUACAGACGUGGCACAGAGAGUGGUGAAUCUGUUGCCAAGUCAUUGGGUAUACUGAAAGUGGAGGUUGACAAAGGUUAGAGGGAGAAGGCAGGAGGUUGUCAUGGAGAGGGAAAUGAAUGGGCCAUGAUGCAGUGGCAGAGCAGACUCGAUCUAAUGCUAUGUCUCGCAGUCUUAUGAUAGAGCUCUUUGUGUGCUGCCCAGACCGGUCAUUUCAUACAUCAGGUUAGUAAACAGAACAGAAAGCAGAAUGGAGUGAGUGAGUGAGUGAGAGAGAGAGGGAGGGAGGGAGGGAGAGAGAGAGGAGGCAGAUAAUAAGGUGCAAGUGAGGUAGAUUGUGAGCCCAUCUUAUCGUACAAGAGUCUGAGAACUGUGGGCUGAGCUGUCCUUGAGCCUGGGGGGACAUGCUUUCAGGGUGUUGUCUGAUGGGAGGGGGAAGAGGGGGUAUCUGGGCUGAUCUGGGCCUUUGCCUCAGGAAAGCGGACAGAAUCGUCCGUGAGAAAUGUAGAUGGAGUCCAUAGGUGGUGGGGGGGAGGUGUAGGCCGAUUUCCGCGAUGUGCUGAGCUGUUCCCACACUCCCCGCAGCUUCCUGUGGCUGCAGGCAGAGCCGUCACUGUACCAAGCCGUGACAGGUCCAGAUAGGCUGCUUUCAGUGUUGAUACAAAUCGGUUCAGGUCACGUUGAAUGGGACAGACUAUACCGAGGGAGCAAGAGAAACUGUGACGACAGACUGCUAGAAAACACUCUGCUGGUCGAGCAGCAUCUGUGGGGCAAGCAUUUCUGGAGAGCCGGCAUUCUGACCUGAACACGUUCCUCCCUCUCGUGAGCUGCCACCUCACCUCACCUGCCGAGUAUUCACUGGCAUCUUACCCCUCCACCAUGGCCCUUCCCUCGGCCGAGGAAGAGGGUAGGACAGCCGGAGGUUUGUGCUCGCUAAAGCUGGAAUGCUGGGGGGGUUGAGGAGAGAGCGUGGCAGGAGGAGUGAUGACUGGAGACCCAGAUGCCCAACCAACAGGCAAAGUCUCUGGGGCAUUAUUUCUUAAAACCGUUUGAAAAGGAAAAUUUAAGGACUAAAGUGCAACAAAAACCCACUUUUAUGAGUUUUGUAACAUCAGCAGAGUCUGGAAAGAGUCCCUUUGGCCUAAAUCAUCCAUUCUGACCAAGAUUUACAUCCAAGCUGGCCCUGUCCUUACAAAACCUUUCCUUUCUUUGCAAAGGGAGAUGGUCAAUGCCUCCUUGGCUGGCCCGAGUGGGGUCCAGUGUGGUCUGUUCGGGGUGACGAGGAGGGCCAGAUAAUGAUGGCAUAUUUGAGCAAUUUUAUUUAUUUUCCCCCCGCCCCCUCCCCCCAGCAUUCUGUACAGGAAUGGAAGCUGGGCCAGCUCUCCCCUUCCCAGCGAAUCGGUGGGUCAAUCUCAGGGUUUUCGACUGGUCGGGACCAGUUACAGGGCAGAGUUACAGAGUGAGUCCUGAACUGGGAUUCAGUUCAGGGUCUGGGUUGGAGAAUCCAACCAAAGGUCUGGGUACCGUCCUGUCAAAUUAUGGAAAGCACUACGAAUUAGGAUUAAUUUAUUCUGUUGUCUUUGUAAAAUGGAAUGGAAGGAAAAGCAAUGUGAUUUUUCUAGCAAAAUAAUUAAAUGAUUUUGUUUACAUAAUUGAGGCUUGGAUUGUUUC
This is a messenger RNA of Hypanus sabinus (Atlantic stingray), 7688 nucleotides long. Its product is annotated as protein mono-ADP-ribosyltransferase TIPARP-like. The transcript is spliced from 7 exons. Gene Ontology annotation, molecular function: metal ion binding; NAD+ poly-ADP-ribosyltransferase activity. Lineage: Eukaryota; Metazoa; Chordata; Chondrichthyes; Myliobatiformes; Dasyatidae. The record is from RefSeq and is a predicted model, not a curated record. Bases 198 to 1871 code for a protein of 557 amino acids.